GUCUUCUCCAAUCUCAGCUCUGUCAUGUGUGUGGAGGGGGAAACUGGCAGUGGGAAGACAACCUUCCUGAAGAGGAUAGCUUUUCUCUGGGCAUCAGGAUGCUGCCCCCUGUUGAACAGGUUCCAGCUGGUCUUCUACCUCUCCCUUAGGUCCAUCACAGCAGACCAGGGACUGGCCAGCAUCAUCUGUGCCCANCUCCUAGGGGCAGGAGGCUGCAUUAGUGAAGUGUGUCUGAGCAUCCUCAUCCAGCAGUUACAACANCAGGUGCUGUUGCUGUUGGAUGACUACAGUGGGCUGGCCUCACUCCCCCANGCCCUACACACACUGAUUACAAAAAACUACUUGUCACAGACCUGCUUAUUGAUCGCUGUGCAUACAAACAGGGUCAGGGGCAUCCGCCCAUACCUAGAUACAAUUUUAGAGAUCAAAGAGUUUCCCUUCUAUAAUACUGUCUAUAUAUUAAAGAAGUUUUUCUCCCAUAAUAUGACACGUCUACUAGAGUUUAUGGUUUACUUUGGACUGAAUGAAGACUUACAGGGAAUUCACAAGACCCCCCUCUUUGUGGCAGCAGUAUGUACUGACUGGUUUGAAAAUCCAUCUGACCAGUCCUUUCAGGAUGUGGCACUUUUCAAGGCCUACAUGCAGUACCUGUCCUCAAUGCNCAAAGCUGCAGCUGAGCCUCUCCAGGCCACCGUGUCCUCAUGUGGGCAGCUGGCCUUGACAGGGCUUUUCUCAUCGUGCUUUGAGUUCAAUAGUGAUGACCUGGCAGAAGCAGGAGUUGAUGAAGAUGAAGAGCUCACUACCUGCUUGAUGAGCAAAUUCACUGCCCAGCGACUGAGGCCAGUCUACCGGUUUUUAGGUCCUCUGUUCCAGGAGUUUCUUGCUGCCAUGAGGCUGACUGAACUUCUGGGUUCAGAUAGGCAGGAAGACCAAGAUCUGGGACUUUAUUAUUUGAGACAAAUUAACUCACCCUUUAAGGCUAUCACCACCUACAACAAUUUUUUAAAGUAUAUCUUUAGCCAUCCUUCCUCAAAGGCAGGGCCAAAAGUUGUAUCUCAUUUGCUUCACUUGGUGGAUGAGAAAGACUUGCUGGAGAAUAGGUAUGAAAAUGAGGAUUAUGUAAAUAAUCCUCCAGAAACUUGCAGAAUAAUGAAGGCAGUUAAGGAACUGUGGCUGUUAUCUCCUGAAUCUUUCUCUUCAUUAGUUUCAGAACAUUUAUUGAGCACUGCUCUAAACUUUGCUUAUGAAACCAACACGGUUGCUGAAUGUUCUCCAUUUAUUUUGCAGUUCCUAAGAGGGAGAACCCUGGGUUUAAACGUACUAAAUUUACAGUACUUUAGGGACCACCCAGAAAGCCUGUUACUGGUGAAGAGUUUAGAAGUCUCCAUAAAUGGAAAUAAAGAGCCAACAGUUGUAGAUUAUUCAGUCAUGGAAAAAAAAUUUGAAACAUUACAGCCACCAACUAUAGAUCAGGACUAUUCAUCUGCCUUUGAAAAAAUGAAGGAUUGGGCAAAAAAUGUAUCUGAACAUGAAGAGAACGUAAGGAGUUUUAUGAAAAUCCAGCACUUUAAUCCACUCAAACUAAGCUCUGGCUACUGGAAACUAUCCCCCAAGCCAUACAAGAUCCCUAGGCUGGAAGUUGGAGUGGGUAGCAUGGGUCCAGCAGACCAAUCACUGCUCCAGGUCCUCAUGGAAGCCUUCUCAGCUUCACAGAGUAUUGAGUUCCGUUUAUUCAACAGCAGUGGCUUUCUUGAAAGCAUCCGCCCAGCUCUGGGGCUGAGUAAGACCUCUGUCACCAAGUGCUCCAUGUCCAGGCUGGAGCUCAGUGGAGCAGAACAGGAGCUGCUUCUCAGCCUGCCUGCCCUGCAGUCUCUUGAGGUCUCAGAGACAAACCAGUUACCAGAUCAGCUCUUUCCUAACUUGCACAAGUUCCUGGGCCUGAAAGAACUGUGUGUGAGACUAGAUGGCAAACUGAAUGUGCUCUCAGUCCUUCCUGAAGAGUUCCCAAACCUCCACCACAUGGAGAAGUUAUCCAUCCAAACCUCCAUGGAGUUUGACCUCUCCAAACUAGUUAAAUUGAUUCAGAACUCUUCAAAUCUCCAUGUUUUCCAUCUGAAAUGUAAUUUCCUUUCGAAUUGUGACUCUCUCAUGGCUGUGCUUGCUUCCUGCAAGAAACUCAGAGAGAUUGAGUUUUCUGGACAAUGCUUUGAAGCCAUGCCCUUUGUCAACAUUUUGACAAAUUUUGUUUCUCUGAAGAUACUGAAUCUUAAAGACCAACAUUUCCCAGAUAAGGAAACAUCAGAAAAGUUUGCCCAGGCUCUGGGUUCUCUCAGGAACCUGGAGGAACUGCUUGUUCCCACUGGGGACGGGAUUCACCAAGUGGCCAAACUGAUUGUCCGGCAGUGUCUGCAGCUUCCGUGUCUCCGCGUUCUUGUCAUUCACUAUAUCUUGGACGAUGACAGUGUGAUUGAAAUUGCCAGGGUGGCAAUCAGAGGAGGUUUCCAGAAACUUGAGAACUUAAAUAUUUCCAUGAAUCACAAGAUUACCGAGGAAGGAUACAGAAAAUUCUUUCAAGCCCUGGACAACCUGCCAAACCUGCAAGAGCUGCAUUUCUGCAGGCAUAUCCCAGAAUGCAUUCAAGUUCAGGCCACAACUGUCAAGGCUCUGGGUCAGUGUGUGUCCCGACUGCCCAGCCUCAUCAGACUGCACAUGCUCAGUUGGCUCCUGGAUGAAGAGGACAUGAAAGUGAUUAAUGAUGUGAAGGAGAGACACCCUCAGUCCAAACGCUUGAUUAUCUUCUGGAAAUUGAUAGUCCCAUUCUCUCCUAUUGUCCUGGAGUAA
Molecule: messenger RNA, 2841 nt
Organism: Mus pahari (shrew mouse)
Lineage: Eukaryota; Metazoa; Chordata; Mammalia; Rodentia; Muridae
Product: baculoviral IAP repeat-containing protein 1a
Exons: 6
Biological process (GO): inflammatory response; defense response to bacterium; pyroptotic inflammatory response
Cellular component (GO): IPAF inflammasome complex
Molecular function (GO): ATP binding; cysteine-type endopeptidase inhibitor activity involved in apoptotic process; ATP hydrolysis activity
Source: RefSeq, a predicted model, not a curated record